This is a messenger RNA of Oncorhynchus masou masou (cherry salmon), 1734 nucleotides long. Its product is annotated as heat shock 70 kDa protein 13-like. Gene Ontology annotation, molecular function: ATP-dependent protein folding chaperone; ATP binding. The transcript is spliced from 5 exons. NCBI's taxonomy places the organism in Eukaryota, Metazoa, Chordata, Actinopteri, Salmoniformes, Salmonidae. The record is from RefSeq and is a predicted model, not a curated record. Gene Ontology annotation, cellular component: nucleus; cytosol; plasma membrane. Bases 74 to 1411 code for a protein of 445 amino acids.
UCAAGCGGUGACAACAUAUUAGCCAAGAUUACGUUUUACUACGUCUCAAUUCGGGGGGGAUCAGUAUUUGACAAUGGCUGGGGAAAUGUCUAUGAUCGGAUCGGUCAUUCUGGCUCUUUUUCUAGCUGGCUAUCUGGGCCAACAUUAUCUGCCUCCACCGAAACCAAAAGUAAUCGGCCUAGAUCUGGGGACCACUUUCUGCUCAGUGGGAGUAUUCCACCCGGGUACCGGGGAUGUGGAGGUGAUAAGGGAUGAGGAGGGGCGGAAGAGCAUCCCUAGUGCGGUGUCGUUCACCCCUACCGAAGUUCUCGCCGGUUACGAGGGUCAAGAUCUGGCCGACAACAAUCCUCAAAACACCAUCUAUGAUGCCAAGCGGUUUAUUGGAAAGAUAUUCGAACAAGAUCUCCUUGAGCAGGAAAGUGCUCGCUAUCCAUUCAAGGUGAUAAAUAACAAUGGCAGUGCAGAGUUCUUGGUCACCACCAACCAGACGUUAACAGUUACUCCCGAGUUCAUUGGUUCUCGGCUGCUGCUGAAGAUGAGGAAGAUGGCGGAGCAUCACCUGGGUGUCACCAUCAAGAGGGCUGUGAUCUCUGUCCCUGCUGAGUUUGAUGAUAGACAGAGGAACUACACCAUCAGGGCUGCCAACCUGGCCGGACUGGACAUCUUGCGUGUGAUCAACGAGCCCACAGCUGCAGCGAUGGCGUAUGGGUUACACAAGGUGGACGUGUUCAACGUCCUGGUGGUAGACCUGGGAGGAGGAACGCUGGACGUCUCUCUGCUCAAUAAACAAGGGGGCAUGUUCCUCACCAGAGCCAUGGCAGGUAACAACAAGCUGGGGGGGCAGGACUUCAGCCAGAGGCUGCUCCAGUACACCAUGGAGAGGGUUCGCCAGCAGUACGGCGUUCCCCCCACCCUCAAAGAGGACAUCCACCGCCUCCGCCAGGCCGUGGAGAUUGCCAAACUCAACCUCACCCUGCAGCUCAGUGCCCACCUCAGUGUACCCCUGCACCUGGAGCCCCAAGGGGACCCCAAGAAACCACCACAGGGGCCCGCCAAGGACCCAAUCCCAGUCAUCUUCCAAGCAGUCAUCAGCCGUGAGCUGUUUGAAGAGUUGAACGACGACCUCUUUCAGAAGGUUCUGGCACCUGUAGAGACAGUGCUGGCUGAAGGCCACCUGGGGAAGGAGGAGGUGGAUGAGAUAGUUCUGGUAGGAGGCUCCACCCGCAUCCCUAGGAUCAGGAAGCUGAUCAGUGAAUACUUUGGGAAGGAGCCCAACACCUCAGUGGACCCAGACUUGGCAGUGGUGACCGGGGUGGCCAUCCAGGCUGGCAUCAUGGGGGGUUCCUGGCCUCUACAGGUCAGCGCUAUAGAGGUCCCCAACAGGCACCUCCGCAAGACCAACUUCAAUUGAUCUAGUCUAGAGAGGUGGCAAUGGACAUAAGGAUGCCACCAGACAGAGACUUGCCAUUUAAAGGAUGGUCUGCAUUUUAACUGUUAAUUGUCCUUCUCCAUAUUCACCACGUGUGCAAUAGUCCUAUGAGGUUAAAAUAUGAUCUUCAGCUCUAAUAAUAGAUACUGGAAUAUAUUUUCACAGAGAAACUCAAAUUACACCAUCACUUGUUUACUGCUGGCCCAAUUUAUUGGACCAACUGUGGUAGAUUGAAAUGGUAUUCAAUUCAGGGAACAACCUUUAUUUCUACAGAACUGUGACCAGCCAAUACACCUUCAGCUAUU